AUGUUAUUGCAGGUCACGCUGCAGCAGCACGGGAAAGGCCAGGUGUGGGCGUCCGGCAAUAAGGUGAGCCGACAGUCCGUGCUGUGCGGCAGCCAGAACAUCGUUCUCAACGGCAAGACAAUAGUCAUGAAUGACUGCAUCAUCCGUGGUGACCUGGCAAACGUACGGGUUGGACGACACUGCGUGGUGAAAAGCCGCAGUGUGAUUAGACCGCCCUUCAAGAAGUUUAGUAAAGGGGUGGCUUUUUUCCCUCUCCACAUUGGUGAUCAUGUCUUUAUAGAAGAGGACUGUGUUGUCAACGCAGCCCAGAUUGGCUCCUAUGUCCACAUAGGCAAGAACUGUGUCAUCGGUCGUAGAUGCGUUUUGAAAGACUGCUGCAAAAUAUUAGACAACACAGUACUACCUCCAGAAACAGUAGUCCCACCUUUCACAGUCUUCUCAGGCUGCCCAGGACUCUUCUCUGGGGAACUCCCGGAAUGUACCCAGGAACUCAUGAUUGACGUUACAAAGAGCUAUUACCAGAAGUUCUUGCCACUCACUCAGGUGGCCUCUGCCAGGGUCUAAAACCAACUCGCCACUGAAGAUCUCAAACACUCAGCACUGUUAACAUUCCUUAGAUUUGGCCACUUUCUGAAGCAUCCCUCUGACCUGGGCUCACCUCUACGCCUCUGCCAGCUCUGGGAAGACGAAGUGUCAGUG
Nipponia nippon (crested ibis) is the source of this 699-nucleotide messenger RNA. Lineage: Eukaryota; Metazoa; Chordata; Aves; Pelecaniformes; Threskiornithidae. The record is from RefSeq and is a predicted model, not a curated record.